AUGAUUACACGUAGUCGUUUGAAGCUAACGUCGCCAACUAGACAUACAGAUACUGUUUGUCAACCAUCUCUUCAGACGAAUCCGGAAACUACAUCAACCAGAGUGGACGGAGGAAGACCUGGAGAUAAUGUAAAUAGAAAAAGAAAAAAGGUUACGGUUGACAUUCAUACAGUCACUCAACGUACUCAAUCGCUCGAAAAAAGUCCUUCUGGACAAUUAAAAGGGUCGAGUACAGGAAUCUCUGUUAAACAGAGUAGAGUAGGACAAUGGACAAGCCGUGAGGAAGAAGAGCUGAAGCAGUUGGCCACCCUACAUACCGAUCCGAAAGGAAAGCUUUCAUGGACAAAAGUCGUGGAAGCUUGGAGUACCAUGAAGUUGCCUAUACGAUCUAAGGCAAGCCUAAGUAGUAAAUGGUCUGAUAUAAGAGCCCGAACCAUUUCACUAGACGCGGCAAAUGAACAGGACAACACUGUCUUGGCUGUAACAGCCGACGUUGGUGUACAACAACAUCAGAACACAGGCAUUGAUAACAGUCAAGAGGUAAACAGAGCUGUAAGUCCUAAAAAGAAGGAAAAAUUAGGGGUAGUUCUUGCGGGGACUCCCAGUUCGGUAAAAGACAACCUUAAACUGGACAAAACCAAGGAAAAAUCUGAAAAAGACCCGAUCGAAGUACUAUUCGCUAAGUACUUGAAAAAAUCAAGAAAAAUAGGUUGUGAGGUAUACCGUAAACCGACCAGACGGAUCAUACCUAAUUUUGGCACACAAUCUAUCAUAGAUAAAGUCGAUCUCAUUAUGAGUGAUCAGAUUAUUUGGAAGAUGAAUGGCGAACCAACUUGGAACCAGUUAUCAAUUCUGAUUUACGCUGGAGCUAUAACUAUAGAAAAGUUAUGUAACCAGGCGUCAGAGGAGAAGCGAAUGCGCUCAAAAAUGUGGUUCAGUUCAACAUAUCAAGAAGUGGACAAGCUGCGAAAAAUAAUCGGGAAAGCUACACCAGAGCUCAAUCGAAGAAGACAAUGUUAG
Adineta ricciae is the source of this 1020-nucleotide messenger RNA. The record is from the annotation of a GenBank genome assembly. Lineage: Eukaryota; Metazoa; Rotifera; Eurotatoria; Adinetida; Adinetidae.